This is a messenger RNA of Linum tenue, 357 nucleotides long. The record is from the annotation of a GenBank genome assembly. Lineage: Eukaryota; Viridiplantae; Streptophyta; Magnoliopsida; Malpighiales; Linaceae.
AUGGCGCAAGCUUGGCUCCACUUGUGGCAGAGGCCCAGAACCGCCGCCGUCGAUUGUACCGCCACCACCGAGGCCGAAACCCACAAUGUCGCCGGAGUGAGGACGCCCUGCUGCUGCGGGUGCCUGGCGAAGCUGAUAAGGAAGCUGAGGAAGCAAGGGAGGAUGAUGAUACGCGCCGCCGCGGCAGGAUCCAGCCGUCAGCAGACGUUCCAAUGCCGGUACGACCCGCUCAGUUACUCCCUCAACUUCGAACGGAGCCUGCUCGACGACGACGAGGACUACUUCCAGUUCUGCGCCUUCUCCUCCCGAUUCGCCGCCCACCCCAGCAGCAGAAGCUCCGUAGCCGCCGCUACUUAA